CCAGUUACCACGGAUUCAACCGUCUCGAGCUUCUGCUCCGGUCAGUUACUACAAAAUGGCUGCAGAGGCUCCGCCGCCGACGAGAACCUACUGAACGCUUCAUGCUGUGAGAAAAAGCAAAAAAAAAAAAUUAUAAGAAGAGAACCAUUUGAUGGAAGAUAAGAAAAAGAAGAAGCAAGACGAGAAGAAAAAGAAAGAAGCUGCUCAGAAAAAGGCCACAGAACAGAUAACCAAAGUGCCAGACUCUGCCAAGCUCGAUUCCACCCCUCCUCUUCCCCCUGCCAACCCCAGUGCCGUCCCAUCUUUACCCCCAAGCAGUGGCAAUGGCAAGCGUGCCCCCUCCGGAGGCCAGUCGCAGACAGCACAGCAGUCCCAGAAUCUGCUCCAGCAGCGUUACCCACCCAGAGAGGUGCCCCCACGCUUUCGCCAGCAGGAGCACAAGCAGCUGUUAAAGAGGGGCCAGCCUCUGCCUUCUGGGACUUUGGCUCUCAGUGCAACAGGACGUCCCACAACUACUGAACCUGCAGCAGCAGUAGCCAUAAACUCCUCUCCCGCCUGCUCCUCUUCCUCUACAGCCAACCUGCCUACAGAACUGCCCCCACAGAACGGCCAAGGAGCCCAGUAUGAUAAUCCCCUCUGGGGUCCCCUGCCAGCCAACAGGAGUGCCACAAGUGCUGCAACUUCCUCCAACCUCAGUGGCUGGGAUCAACUGAUCAUUGACCAGAAGGACACAGAGGCUUGGCCCUCUAUUACCCUCAGCCAGAGCCAGGCCCCUCCAGGAGGAUGCCCUUUGGACACUGAUCCUGGUCACCUGACCAGCAGCAGCAGCAGCAGCAGUAGUAGUUGUAGUACAGUGAGUAUGGCCACAGGGGCCAAUAGCCAGACUGGCCACUUCCCUGCCAACCACCUUAGCAGCAAGGCUAAUAGUGGGCCCAGCCCUGCCAAUCAUACUGGAACCAGCAUGCUUUCUAGCCAGGUUGCAGCCAAUCGCAGCUGGGGCUCUGGGCCUGGACCCUCCCACUGCCCCUCUCAGCCCUCAGUGGGGAGUGAAAGGAAGAGUGACAGCCCAGUGGCAGGAGGCAGCAGGGGCUGGGGCUCCUCUUCAUCAUCUUCCACUACUAACUUUAACUUGAACCUAAACCCUAAUGCCAACCCAUCAGCCUGGCCCAUGUUGGGGCAUGAUGGAAGUGGCACAGGGGGAGGCAGCUCAGGGGGAGCUAACACAAUUUCACCUCCUCAACCUACUCCCAACCUCUGUAAUCCACCUGGCCCCCCAUCAGCUCAGACCAGCACCUGUACCGGAGCCAACACUAACAGUAACUCCACGGGGAUUGGCAGCGCCUGGGGUAGCAUGAUGGCCUCUGACACCUCAGAGCCACACCCCACCCCGUCCACGAAUGUGUCUUUCAGUUCAGAACCUCAGAACCUUAAAACUGAUGGACCAAAUCACACUAAUAAGCAGGAACCCCCCAGCCCAAUUCGCAACUUGCCUGGCUGGGGUGGUACACCUGUUGGCUUGGGUUCAAUGGGCCAGUCUCCACCAGGGGGCCCACAGGUCAAUGGAGAAGAUGGUAGCUCAGUAUGGGGUAACAGUGGUGACUCAAAGGCACCUUCAUCUAAGGAGGCACCUGGCUGGGACUCUGGCUGGGGCCAUGGAGGAGGUGGAGGAGGUGGAUCAGGAAAUUCUGGAGGCUGGGGUGACCAGUCCAGGGGAGAAUGGGGUAAGCAGCACAGUGAAGAAGCCCCAGGAGGUUGGGAUACUCCUGGUUCUCCUCCCCAGGAUCAACAGGCUAGUCCUUGGAGCAGAGCUGUUAGCACAGCUGGUGCCAGUGAAGGGAGCAGUGACAGCAUGGAAGGACAUCCUCGGCACAGAGACCGCUCAUCCAGAGAUAAUCCGGCUCCUCUGUUGCCUGCUCAGGAUCUGGAUCCUAGGGUGCUAUGUAACACUGGCUGGGGACAAACGCCUGUUCGCCAACACACCUCCUGGGACAUGGAAGAUACUAAACGCAAGAAUGAUGCAGGCACUGAUUCAUGGGGCUCUGGCCCAACCACUCCAAGUGACACCCAGGGGCCCUCCAACACUAACAUGGGUCCCCCUCAAAGAACUGACUCUGGGAGCAAAAAUGAUGUGCCUGCUUCUCAGGGAACUUCAGGCUGGGGUGGAAGCAUAGCUGCUACCAACCAGACCAGCUCUGGUUGGGGAGAUUCACCCAGCAAUGUUAAGCCCCCAGCUGGCCCUGGUGGCUGGGGAAGCCCUGCAACAGGAGGCCCCAACACCAGUAUGCCCAAGAACGGUAGUCAGUCCUGGGGAGAGGAGAAGUCCACCGGGUGGGAUGACUCUCAUGCCAAGACCACAUCCCAGGGCUGGGGAGAACAACCCAAACCAUCCCAUAGCUGGGGCAGCAGUGGAGGGAGCAAUAACACAGGGGACUGGAGAGAACCAGAAGAGAACAAAAAGAGUCCUGCAAACCCUGGAUGGGAGGGAGAAGCAGGAGGUUGGAAGGAAAACCCACGAAACUGGGGAAUGCCUGCUUCAGGACCUGGAGUAUCUGGAAGUGGAGGAAAUGGGGGCUGGGGAGAGCCAGUUUGUCAGCGUCCCAGUGGUCCUCCUCAAGGUUGGGGUGGCAAACCUCAGGAUGGGCCUAGUAGUAGUAGUAGUAGUAGCAGUGGAGGCGGGGGCAUGGGCUCUUGGGGUGCCUCAGGCUCAGUGAAGCAGGGUGGAGGCUGGAGUGGCAGUAAGAAGGAGUCAUCAGCUGAGCCUACAGGCUGGGAAGAGCCCUCCCCACCAUCAAUUCGGCGUAAAAUGGAGAUAGACGAUGGGACCUCGGCUUGGGGUGACCCUGGUGCCUACAACAAAGCAGUCAACUUGUGGGACAGGAACAAUCCAGGAAUGUCCCAGGCUAAAGUUACCACUGCAGGCAAUAAUCCCCCAGGCCCUAACAACAACCAUCCUCAGUCUCACAAUCAUCCCUAUCACGGGCCACCUGCGCCUUUACAGAACCACAGCCAAAACUCCCAAAACCCAGGCCUCACCAGUGGCCCCAUGGAUCCUGUAGUUCCACAUCAGUCUGGGCCACCUCACAACAGAGGUCCCCUGAUAGCUCAAGGUUGGGGAGAGUUACCCAGCUCCCACACAAAAUCAGAGAGCUCCUGGGGGGAGCCUGCACCCUCUCCGGUCAGCGUGGACAAUGGGACAUCUGCCUGGGGAAAACCUACUGGUGGCUGUGGUGGCUGGGGAGACAGCAACUCGGACAGUUACAGCAGGGGCAACCCAACUAUGACAUCUGCAUCUUGCAAACCUGCCCCCAAACCUAUGCAAGACGGAUGGGGAGGUGGAGGAGAAGAGCUGAGCCUGUCAGGAGGACAGUGGGAUGCUGAGGAGGGGGACAUGUGGAACAGUACUGCCUCUCAGGAGAGCAACUCCUCCUGUAACUCAUGGGGCAACGCAUCCAAAAAAGGCCCCCAGAAGGGGAAGGUUCCAGGGAAGCAGGAAGAUGCCUGGAUCAUGAACCGUCUCAUCAAACAGCUGACAGACAUGGGCUUCCCUAGAGAUCCAGCAGAGGAGGCUCUGAAGAGCAACAACAUGAACCUGGACCAGGCUAUGAGUGCCCUGCUAGAAAAGAAGACCGAGUUGGACAAGCGAGGAAUGGGGAUAGCCGGCCAUGAUUACAACAACGGGCUCAUCAACAAGCCCAUGAGCUGCCCUCGGCCUCCACUUCUUUCCAAAGACCCUACGGCAGACCCCCGCCUGCCCUUCAUGGACAAGCAGAUGCAGAGUGGAAUGUUUGGCGGUGGUGGAGCAGCACAAGCUCGGGCCAUGCAGCAGCCGCAGCCGCCUCCUCAGCCGCCAGUGCCGCCUCUCAGCUCCUCCCAGCCUAGUCUACGUGCUCAAGUGCCUCCGUUUCUCUCCCCUCAGGUUCAAGCACAGCUCUUACAGUUUGCAGCAAAAAACAUUGGUCUGAAUCCUGCACUUUUAACCUCACCAAUAAACCCUCAACAUAUGACCCUCCUGAAUCAACUUUACCAGCUGCAACUGGCAUACCAGCGUUUACAAAUUCAGCAGCAGAUGUUGCAGGCGCAGCGCAAUGUUUCUGGCCCCAUUAGACAACAAGAGCAGCAAGUUGCCCGUACAAUCAAUAACAUGCAGCAACAGAUCCAACAGCACCAGCGUCAGCUGGCCCAGGCUCUGCUAAUGAAGCAGCAGCAGCAACAGCAGCCACCCCCCUCCCACUCUGGCCUGCAUCCUGGUGGGGCCAAAUCCACCCUGGAUUCAUUUCCAGGUCACCCCCAGGCUCCAGGCCUCCCUGACCUGCAGACCAAAGAGCCGCAGUCAUCUCCCAACACCUACAGCCCCUACUCUCUCUCUGGACUGAAUUCAAACAUGAAUGUAAACUGCAUGGAGGUGGGAAGUCUGUCUAUGAAGGAACCCCCCCAACCUCAAUCGCGCCUAUCACAGUGGACGCAUCCCAACUCCAUUGAAAGCCUCUCUGGAAGCACCUCUCCUUUAGAGCCCAACCUGGGCAAACAUGGUGCCAACCUGGGCCCCCCUGGUAAGCCCCCUCAGCUGGAGGAUUCAUACAGCCCCUAUAACCUGAUGUCCAGCUCAGAGUCUCCCACCAGCCCUCUGGUCCCCCCAGACAGUUGGGGCCAGGGCAAGAGUAGCAGUGACAAGAUGGCUAAUGGGACCAAUAUCAACUGGCCACCAGAGUUUUGCCCUGGUGUGCCCUGGAAAGGCCUUCAGAACAUUGACCCUGAAACUGACCCUAAUGUGACCCCUGGCAGUGUCCCCAGUGGGCCCACCAUCAAUACCAAUAUCCAGGAUGUCAACCGCUACCUGCUCCGGGACAGGAGUGGAGGCUCCUCUCCCACCUCAUCUCAGGCUCUGCCUCCCUCCACUGAUUGGCCAGUCAGUGCCUACACUAGCUCGUUCAGUCUGUCGUCCCCGGAGACGGACGAUGCAGGUAAACUGUCCGAGAUGAAAUCUACUUGGUCUCCUGGCCCCAUUUCCCACAGCCAGGCCUCCCUGUCACAUGAGCUGUGGAAGGUCCCACAGGGGCCCAGGAGCAGCACCACAGCCCCUUCCCGCCCCCCACCUGGCCUCACCAACAGCAAGCCUUCCUCAACCUGGGGGGGCACUUCCCUGGGCCUGGCUCAAGGCUGGAGCAGCUCUUAUACCACAGCAGGUACCACAUGGAGUACAGACAGUUCCACCAGGACGAGUAGCUGGCUGGUCCUUAGGAACCUUACUCCACAGAUUGAUGGUUCGACUCUGCGUACACUGUGCAUGCAGCAUGGCCCACUCAUCACAUUCCACCUCAACCUGACGCAGGGCAACGCUGUGGUGCGCUACAGCUCCAAGGACGAAGCUGCCAAAGCUCAGAAGUCCCUGCACAUGUGUGUGCUCGGGAACACCACCAUUCUGGCAGAGUUCGCCGGGGAAGAGGAGGUGAAUCGAUUCUUUGCACAGGGCCAGUCGCUGGGUGGAACAACCAGCUGGCAGGCGACUCCAGGCACCAAUCAGACGAGGAUGGGUGGGACCGCGUCCGGAGCAUCUCAUCCCAUUGGUCACUCACCCCACUGGAAUAACAACAACAGCAGCGGCAGCAGCAGUAGCAGUAGCCUGGGAGCAGGUGGAGCGAAGACGGGCGGAGAGCUGCUGUGGGGCGGCGUGCAGCAGUAUUCUAGCCUGUGGGGACCCCCGAGUGGAGAGGAAGGACGGGUCAUGGGGAGCCCCACCCCAAUCAAUACGCUGCUUCCUGGUGACCUGCUGAGUGGGGAGUCCAUGUAGGCCAGGAAAGGCCUGGCUGAACAAACACCAACAGGAGCAAAAACUUUGCAAAUCAAUGUGGAGAUAAUCAGUGUGGGUGUGACGGUAACGGGAGAGACGAGAAGAGGACGAGACUACUUCCUAGCUGCUCACCCUCGUCAACCUCCUCUACUCCUUUUUGUUUUUGAUGACAUCUCAGUUGCAGUUUUUGUUUUUUUUUUUUUCUUAAUUUGUGAAUCUCAGCGAGAGAUUUGUAGUCACAGUGUUCAGCUUUUACUUUUGGAGACACAGGAGGAAGUCUUUCAUUCAACAAAGAAAGAGAACUUUUUACAGCAAUGAACUUUUGCGAACUCGCAGUGUGAAACAUGUACUUUAGUCAAACUGACACAGUGACGAGCUGCCAUCUUUAAAACUUGCGUAAUCCCUCUCUGCCUUUUGAGGCAAUCAUACUGCACCUCAGAGAUCCAUGAAAAGGCAUCAUUCCCAAAGGAAAACCCUUCAAUCAGAGUGGUUGUAAAAAAAACUUUCAGCUGGUCCAGACUCAACAUUUGUUUCUCUCAGCACUAAUAUUAGCCUUAACCUCUUUCCUGCCCUGCUAUCCUCACUCACUCUGUACUUGGUGAAGAAAGCAUACAGACACUUGCACACCCUUAUUUCUGAGCCAGUGAAACCUGAGUGGAGAGUAAAUGCUGCUGCGGCUUAACCUAAGCAACCACAGCUCCCAACUUCAGUGCAUUUUGCAAGCAGAUUGAGUUCCCCACAUAAUGCUCAAAGGGAAUGAUGCAACUCUGUUCGCCUUGUUCAAGCCAUUUAUUUUUCUUUUUGAAGCAUUGCAAACAAAGCUAAGAAAUGAUAUUAUUCAAAUGUGUCUGUCAAUCUUACAUGGUGGGGAGGGGGGGGGUUUGGGGUCAUCGCAUAUCCGGUUGUGGAUGUGAUGGACAACUAAAUGAACCACUGCUAUUACUAUGGAACUGUAAAGACAAACACUUUAAUGCACCUCAGCUCAUCUGCAGGAAAGCUGCAGUUUGGUCUCAGUCUCUGACCCUCUCACUGAUGUUGUGGAAAACCUCAAGUUGUAAAUGUUUCCCAACAAUCUGUAGUGAAUGACCCCACCCUUUCCCUCCCUAUCCCUAUACCCCUAACUUCCCCCCCAACUCCACCUACAAAAUUUCAAGUGACGUGCAAUAUAAGCCACAGACUCUACCGUCCAUGCAUCAUACCACGACCUCUCACGGAAUGAGAGGAGACUAUGAGGAAUGAUUGAACUGCAAAAACUCUUGCUGAACCCCCUCCCCUCCCCCAUCCUAAAACUGCCACUACUACCCUUCACCCCUACCCCCAUGAGCAUGAGUGUGUGAGCUCGAGAGAGUAGCAAGCUGGUCUCCAACCAUCUUAUGUCCGACGUACAAGGACAUACACACAAAGCACUUCUUCAGCCAGCCUGCUCUCCACACUUAUGCCAGUGACUAGUUUUGGGGGAGAAGGAGGGACAGGUGUGUGUGUUUGUGUGUGUGUGUGUGAGUGUGUGUGUAUAGGGAGAAGGCAUCAAACCAAAUUGAGAGGAGCCUGUUUCCUUUUUACCCAGAAGACCAGAUGACCUUUUUUUUUUUUGCCCAAAUUGGUAGAAAAGUAUGAAACAAAGAUACUGGUUUGUGAAUACGUGGUCAAUCAUAGCACUUAGCUGGAGCGUCGCAGCUCGACACACCCUCAAGGCCAACGAAGAAAGAAGAAGCAACACUGGCAAAUAAAAACUGAAAAAAAAAAACAAAGACAAAAAAGCAAUCUGCUUAGUGGCUUCUCUAUUUCUCUAUAUACUUAUUUUUUAACGUAACAUGGAUGUGAAGAUUUUUCUUUUUUUUUUUUUUGUUGUUUUUUUUUUUUUCUGUCCUUCUUCCCGCGAGUUGGUGGGACCAGGAAGGAUGUCAAACAUGGUAGCAAAGUGAAGGGAAAUAUACAAAGAAAGAACUGACUCAACUGACGAUGGGUGCAGCAGGGAAAAGACCCCAAAGCACUCACCCUCUUUAUCAAAGUAAAUAUCACUGUUACAUGACAUACUUUAAAAUCUUUAGCCUUGGUGUCUGGAAAACGUGUUUAUGUUCUACUCGGUCCUGCAGGGAGGCUCGCUAUCUCUUCUGUCCUUUUUUUCGUCUUCUUUCUAUUGAAGGCCCUGCCAACCUGUGUGAUAGUGUGGCCACUGAGUGCCUGCCUGCUGCAGAGUGCAGUGCUCUGCUGCAGCCCUCACCCCCUCCCCCUUCCCCCCUCCCUCCUUUUCCAUUGCUCGCUGCCUCCCUGCGGAUCCUACAGACUGGCUUUCCUCCUCCUCAUAUUCCCCCGGGCCUCCAGGCCAAGAGCAGCUCUUUCAGAACUGGCCCACCUGUAUUAAAUUUACUACUACUACUGCGCCAGAGUCUGUCUUCAGCAACCUCCACUUCCACUCUCUGUCUCUCUCCUGCAAUGAUCACUUUAGCCUGAGAUAGAGGCGCUUGAUGUGUGUUUUUUUUUUUUUUUUUCUUGGUUUCACAUGGAAUUGCCAGUGUGCAUUUUUAUUUUAUUGUUGUCAUGAAGUUUGCUGAUAUAUUUGCUGUUGAUCGAUGAUAUAGUUAAUGAUUGUUUACUGAUAAUGAUUUCAUGGAUUUUUAAUAUUGGUCUUUAUGCAGUGUUCAGCUUCUCUCCUGCCCCUCCCACUGCCUCCUCCCAGGCAGAACCAGUGUGUAGUUCAGAGGUACGCCUCAUCUGUGCAGCAAGAUGUGGAGACAAAGGCAAGGCCAUACAAACACUGCAGAUGUCAGUAGAAAAGGAGUCGGAGGAGUUCUUUAUGUGGGGUACAAGAAUCAGAAUGCGAGGGUCAAAGGUCACGGGGUAGGUAAGUCUUCUUGCUCCCGGUGCACCCGACCUCCACUCCAUGUUGAAUCAUAACGCACAUUCUUCAGUGUUGAUGGGCCUCGCUCACACUGGUGCUUUAUGUUUAACUCUGGAAGCACUCAGUUACACUUAUAACCACCUCAACUGAUAGCAGCCUUCCAUUUCUAUGCAAACACAAGGAGGGGUUCAUUCACAGCCAUCUAGAAAUCACAGCCACUCCCACCCAUAUCUGCCAAUGUUCACUUUUGUCUCAACCUUUACUACCAGGCAGCUUCCCUGAAACCCCUGAAAUCAAGUGUAGGGGACACUGAAAGAGCCUCAAGGCUUUAGUCUCCCACUGUGUGGACAGCUACUAGAUGACACUAAAUGACCUUCUGGAGGCACUAGUGGUUGGCAAACAGAGUCACUUUUUGAAGUCUUGUGCCAACUGAUUUUCCACUAUGUACUUCCACCUCGCUGUAUCCUAAUUUAUCUUUCACGUGAUGAGACUUAAGCUUCUUUUAAUGCUGCAGGGGCACAAACCACAAGCUCCAGCUGUAGGAGGCCUGAGGAGUUAGAUGGGCAGGACAGAUGAAUGGUGCGGGUCUUUCACCAACAAGGGACUGGGCUGCAGGAGGGGCAAAAAAAAAAAAAAAGGGGGGGGGGGUUGGUCCCUGUAUGUGUCUGUGCACUGUUUAUUGGUCACAUCGGGUACAUCUCUUUAAAAACCAAAAACAUCUUUUUCUUUAUCAUCAAGGUUUUCGCAAAAACUAGAAACUACAAAAAAAAAAAAAAAAAAAUUUAGUUUCAGCUGUGCACUCCAAGGUUAAGAUGUUUCUGUGCAAGCUCGCGCCUUCACACCCCGUCUGGGCUCGUUCUGUGCGAGCCACGUCAGGGGAAUCUGUGUCUAGAGGGCGUUCUUUUGGGGCCUCCAAACCUGAAGGUCACGCCAGCCAAUAUACAGCAGGUCACUUCUGCACAUCUGGCUUUGGGGGGGGUCGGGGUCCAAGCACGGACCCCAGCGUAUCAGCAGAAACGGACACACCUCAAGUUCGGUACCAAGUCUUAAAACUUAGGGGAUUUUCCCUCUUCCAGAGUCACUUCAGACUCGUGUCAAGUCAACAAAACAAUCACUAUUGCCUGUUUGUGUGUGCGUUUGUUCCUGAGAACCUGCAUUUUACUCCACACUGGACUUGAAUCAAGGAACUGAUGUUGAAGCGGAGUGUUGAACAGAGUGGGAGGACGGGUGACUGGGACAGAGGGCGAGUCUCAGAUGUGCCCCGGAUUUCUCGGCGCAGCACCAGCACUGAGAGCCCACCCUCCUCCCACACCCCUCGCCCGCACUCUUACCUACCUGUCUAGUGUUGGAAAUCAGAUGCUCCUUAUAUUUUUUUUUUUUCAAAGUCACAUGGACUGAAAGGCAACUGGAGCUCAAGCAAACGAUGCUUCUCAAUCAUGGAUCGGACAAGGGUCCAGGGCAGGAUUUGAAUUAGCAAAUCUCUCUUUAAAAACAAAGGCCUGGGUUGAAUAUGCACAUGCUAGUUCAUAUACAGUAUACAACCAAGAGUAUGUAAAGGCUGUAUGUGUGUAUAUGACUAGAUCUCUCUGUUUUCCACUUAGCCUAAGCCCCUCCCCCCUGCCCUGGCUUCAGCCCUUACCCUGUUUAUCCUCCUCAACAUUAUAUUUCCCAGAAGACAAGAUCAUAAACAUAUCAGAGUAAUACAAAAUAAUGAAAACAAAUACUUGAAUCAAAAGAAGCGCCAAUAAUGUAAUGUGAACACUUUUUGUAGUGGUUUUUUGUCUCAUUCAUAAACUUCAGAGAUUUUUGAUAGCAUCGGUCAGCGUGAAUCAAAUUUGAAAUACGAGUGUUGUUGAAAACAAAGAUCGAUAUAAAGGCAAAUUUACAUCUGUUGUAUCUGAGUGUUUGCACAAGGCUGCUUGUACUGUAUGUAGUUGUGAAUGAAUGUUUAUGCGUGACAUGAAAAUCUGUAUGAGAGUGAUUACAGCGGGGGAAAAUCUCCGCCUCGUGUUUCUUUUCAAUUCAGUAUACUUUUAUUGUUGAUUUUGUUUUUUGUUUUUUUUCUUUUUGCUUGUCAAAAAUAUAUUCUGAUGUUAAUUGUUACUAGCCUCUAGCGUUGCACUGAGUGUCAGCCUCACCCCUCAUCCAGCUAAACAAACAACAUGAUACAAGUACUGAGGGGGAGAUGGGGACAGUUCACGUGUAAAUGUUUACUCAAGGACUAAAAAUAAGUGUGUUUUUAAAAUGUUAUGUUUAUCUACCUUAGUGGCUUUCAUUGUGGAAUAAUCCAAGAAAGUAUGGAUCAUAUUUGAGUAUUGCACCAUUUUUUCGGACUAUAAACCUACAGAAAAAAAAGAAAAAAAUGAAAAAAAAAAAAAAAAAAAUCACAUACUAUGUAUAAAAAAAUGCAGCAAAAAAAGUAUUUUGCAGACCUGUGGCCAUAGAUUGGGGUAGAAGGACUUCAGCUCUCCCAAAUCUGAGCAACGGAGAGAGUGAAGGACAAGACAUCAGACUGAGCCUUUUCUUCUGAGGCUCAUUUCAGAGGUGCCUACCUUUUUGGUUUGUUAGCUUUUGUUCUGUUUCACUUACGUUCAGUUGACUCAUGUCGUCAUUUUGUUUUCCUGCAAAGCCACUGACAGUUUACACAAACACUUAGUUUUUUUCUGGAGUUCAAAAA
Messenger RNA from Sphaeramia orbicularis (orbiculate cardinalfish), 11304 nucleotides. RefSeq names its product trinucleotide repeat containing adaptor 6C1 (gene tnrc6c1). Gene Ontology annotation, molecular function: RNA binding; protein binding. The coding region runs from base 152 to 5788 and encodes 1878 amino acids. Gene Ontology annotation, cellular component: nucleoplasm; P-body. Gene Ontology annotation, biological process: positive regulation of nuclear-transcribed mRNA poly(A) tail shortening; miRNA-mediated post-transcriptional gene silencing. The record is from RefSeq and is a predicted model, not a curated record. The transcript has 21 exons. NCBI's taxonomy places the organism in Eukaryota, Metazoa, Chordata, Actinopteri, Kurtiformes, Apogonidae.